CAAUCUUUUGUAGUUCUUUGAGUUGAUUAAUUAAUAGUAGACAACCAAAGGUGUAACCUCUCUCUCAAAAAAAAUCACAUAAAUAAAAAGAAAAGAGUGACAAAAUGGAUGUAAAGAAGAAAACAUGUGUAGCAAUUGUAAUAAUACAAGCCAUAUAUACUGGGAUGUUCUUGCUUUCAAAAGUUGCCUUUGAUGUUGGAAUGAACCCUUUUGUGUUUGUAUUCUAUAGACAAGCUGCUGCUGCUGUCUUCUUAGCACCUAUAGCCAUGUUUCUUGAAAGGAAAACAGCACCACCAAUCUCAUUCUUGAUUUGCUUCAAGAUUUUCAUGCUCUCCCUAUGUGGUGUUACAUUGAGCUUGAAUAUUUAUGGAGUGGCACUUAAAUACACUUCAGCAACUUUGGCUGCUGCAACUACUAACAGCCUUCCAGUUACUACUUUUCUCCUUGCAAUUUUACUAAGGUAUGUAUUUUUUUUUAUUUAAUAUCAUCCACUCAGA
Messenger RNA from Solanum lycopersicum (tomato), 497 nucleotides. NCBI's taxonomy places the organism in Eukaryota, Viridiplantae, Streptophyta, Magnoliopsida, Solanales, Solanaceae. The record is from RefSeq and is a predicted model, not a curated record.